ACUGCCGAUAUUGUGUCAUAUUUGCAUUAAAAUCCGUGGGGAAAGGAUCUCAUCAGAACACAAAUCUAUUAGUCAGGACUGCGUUUCGAGAUUGGAAAAAAGCGCUUGAUAAAUUCAGAGAACACCAAAAUAAAAGUUACCAUAAAGACGCAAUAGAGGAUGGACAAAACUUUAAAUCAAUUUUUGAAAAUAAUAGACUUGAUGUGGAUAGCGAAAUUAAUUCAGGCCGCAAAAUACAACAACUCGAAAACAGAAAGAAGUUGAUUCCGAUCAUAAGAGCUGUUUUAUUCUGUGGCAGGCAAGGAAUAGCGUUGAGAGGACAUCGUGAUCAGGGUCAAUUGUCAUUUGAUAAGCCGGAAGAAAGUGAAGGAAAUCUUAGGGCGCUACUUCGUUACGCAAUUGAAAGUGGUGACAAAGUUUUGGCCGAUCAUUUGAUUAGUUCCGGAUUGAAUGCAAAAUAUAUAAGCUAUCGCAUUCAAAAUGAAGUUAUUGACGCUGCAGCAAAAAUACGUCCAACGCAUCAACAAAUCAGGAUUUUUUUCUGCUAUUGCUGACGAAACUACGGAUAUCAGCGGGAACGAACAAUUCUCAAUAUGUGCCCGUUAUGUUGAUACAACCGACAGACAAUAUAUUGUUCGCGAAGAUUUUUUGUGCUUUAUACUAGUUAAAGACGUAACUGGAAAAGGGCUUGCAAGUACGUUGCUGACUUCAAUGAAGGAUAUGGGCCUGAAUCUAGCUAAUAUGAGAGGGCAAGGCUAUGAUGGGGCGCGUGCAAUGAGUGGAAGAUUCAACGGCUGUGCUGCCAAGGCUUUUUAAAUUUUGCGAAACGCGUUGGGUUGAGCAUUUAGACUCCCUUAGUUUGUUUUAUGACGUUUAUGAGCAUAUAUGCUGUUCGUUAGAGAUCCUGGAUGAACAAAAUGCUCAGUUUAUUGUUUCCUUAACAGUGAUAAAGCCAAUUUUUAGCCUUUUUAAGAAUCUAAGUGAGUUUCUCCAAAAAAAAGAUUGCGAUCUCAGCAGCUGCGUAGAAUAUGCCAACCAUCUUUACGAAGAAAUUGUCGAAAUGCGACAUAAUUCCGAAACAAGAUUUGGUAGCAUAUUUACAGAAGCUAAGGAAAUGGCUGAUAAAAUGGGCUUACAAUUGGUAGUCCCACGAAUUAUUGCCAAACAGACAAAACGAGACAAUUAUGCGGGUAGUCCGGAAGAAUAUUUUCGUCGGUCUGUCUAUGUUCCUUUUUUGGACCAUUUGUUGGUUCAGUUAAAAUGUCGGUUCCUCGACCAUCGUGAAUUAAUUUCCAAAAUUCAAAAUAUUUUACCAGACAAAUGUUGCAAACUUCAUGAAGAAGAGAUGAAAAGAACUGUUGAAGUAUUUACUCAUGAAUGGCCAGAUGAUAUAAGAGGAUGUUUUGAUGAUUUUUUAGCUGAGAUGAGAAUGUGGCGCAGGUAAAAAUGUUACUCUUAUUUCUUAUAAAUUUUUUAUAGUUGUCAAUGUUAAAGAAACUAUUGUUGCAGACAUUGCUUGAGUAUGUCAGAUGAAAAACGGCCCAAAAACUUUAUAGACGCCUUAAGUGUUUGCGAUGCUUCUUUAUAUAAGACAGUUCAUCGCUAUAUGCAAAUCGGUGCGACACUGCCAGUAUCUGUGGCUACAAGUGAGCGGUCUUUCUCAUGUCUGCGCAGAUUAAAGACUUAUCUGCGAAGCAAAACCGGUGAGGAGCGGCUGAACGGCUUGAUGUUACUUAACAUCUACAAAUAAAUAGACAUCGAUUAUGACGAUGUAAUAAACAUUAUGGCAAAAGUACCAAGGCGCUUGGAUUUCACUUUGUAAAUAUUGUGUAUAUAUCUAACCAAAAAUGUAUAAUAUGUAGAUAACUACAUACCAGUAUAUGUGUAUAUAUUUAAUUUUUAUUCAAACAUGUUUAUUAGUACCUACAUAUAUAAAAUAGUGCCAAAAAAGCAAAAAAAAAAAACACUUGAAAUUUAAAAUAAAAAAAAUAAUAUAACAUAUAUUUAUUGAAACUCCCCCCGAAAUUUUUUUCUGCGUUCGCCCCUGUUAAGAGCGACCUAAAUUUGUUGUUGUUACAUUGAUGACAGAUUUUUCCUAUGAUAUGUAGUUGCAAUACACUACUUACUGUUGAUUAUGAGUUGACGGUGUUUUUUUCAAUUGGGUCAUUAACUAAGGUAGUGGCUACGUAGUCAAUUUAUUCUGGUUGUCUAAAUGCAACUAAAAAAUGAGUUUUAAUAUGUUUUGCGCAUAAG
This is a messenger RNA of Eupeodes corollae, 2253 nucleotides long. Its product is annotated as zinc finger MYM-type protein 1-like. The transcript has 2 exons. The coding region runs from base 481 to 816 and encodes 111 amino acids. The record is from RefSeq and is a predicted model, not a curated record. Gene Ontology annotation, molecular function: protein dimerization activity. NCBI's taxonomy places the organism in Eukaryota, Metazoa, Arthropoda, Insecta, Diptera, Syrphidae.